Molecule: messenger RNA, 1598 nt
Organism: Pan troglodytes (chimpanzee)
Lineage: Eukaryota; Metazoa; Chordata; Mammalia; Primates; Hominidae
Gene: PATR-DQA1
Product: major histocompatibility complex, class II, DQ alpha 1
Exons: 7
Coding region: 456-1262 (268 amino acids)
Biological process (GO): antigen processing and presentation; immune response
Cellular component (GO): membrane; MHC class II protein complex
Source: RefSeq, a predicted model, not a curated record
AGCAAAUCAGAACCCUGUGGGAAGCAGCAUCAUCUGUCUCUGGCAGACUAAGCCAUGAAGACUGUAAGAAAAAAUAUUUAGUGAUGGAGGAAGGAAAAAAGUAUCCAUUAGCAACAGCAAAAUAAUAUAAAAAGUAUUUAACAAGGAAUAUAAAGAAUCAUCAGAGAAAAUGUUAUAAAACUUCUUUGAGACCACAAGAGAAGAUGAUAGAGAUGGGGCUUCACUGUGUUAGCGAGGAUGGUCUUGAUCUCCUGACCUCGUGAUCCGCCUGCCUCUGCCUCCCAAAGUGCUGGGAUUACAGUCGUGAGCCACCGCGCCUGGCCUCCUCAUAUUAUUUUUUAUUGUGCAGUUUAUUCAAGAGAGCUUUCCAGCACCUGUGAUAAGCCUCAGCCCGCCUGCCGGAUAAUGAGCCCACAUGGAUUGAGAGAGGCCUCCUAUCCCUGCCAAACCUAUUGAUGCUACAGAGAUGUGAGGGAGCCCAUCUGAGAAAAGCUGAACCUGCCCAGUACAUAAAGACCACUCAGGUUCUUUAUUCCCGUGUUCUCCGCCUUCCUGCUUGUCAUCUUCACUCAUCAGCUGACCACGUUGCCUCUUACGGUGUAAACUUGUACCAGUCUUACGGUCCCUCUGGGCAGUACACCCAUGAAUUUGAUGGAGAUGAGGAGUUCUAUGUGGACCUGGAGAGGAAGGAGACUGUCUGGCAGUUGCCUCUGUUCCGCAGCUUUAGAGGAUUUGACCCGCAGGGUGCGCUGACCAACAUUGCUAUUACAAAACACAACUUGAACAUCCUGAUUAAACGCUCCAACUCUACCGCUGCUACCAAUGAGGUUCCUGAGGUCACAGUGUUUUCCAAGUCUCCCGUGACGCUGGAUCAGCCCAACACCCUCAUCUGUCUUGUGGACAACAUCUUUCCUCCUGUGGUCAACAUCACAUGGCUGAGCAAUGGGCACUCAGUCACAGAAGGUGUUUCUGAGACCAGCUUCCUCUCCAAGAGUGAUCAUUCCUUCUUCAAGAUCAGUUACCUCACCUUCCUCCCUUCUGCUGAUGAGAUUUAUGACUGCAAGGUGGAGCACUGGGGCCUGGAUGAGCCUCUUCUGAAACACUGGGAGCCUGAGAUUCCAGCACCUAUGUCAGAGCUCACAGAGACUGUGGUCUGCACCCUGGGGUUGUCUGUGGGCCUCGUGGGCAUUGUGGUGGGGACCGUCUUGAUCAUCCGAGGCCUGCGUUCAGUUGGUGCUUCCAGACACCAAGGGCCCUUGUGAAUCCCAUCCUGAAAAGGAAGGUGCAUCACCAUCUACAGCAGCGGAAGAGUGGACUUGCUACAUGACCUAGCACUAUUCUCUGGCCCGAUUUAUCAUACCCUUUUUCUCCUGCAAAUGUUUCUCCUCUUAUCUUUUCUCUGCUUUUUUUUUCUUAAGCUGCUGUAUCCCCUCAGAGCUCACAAAUGCCUUUGAAUUAUUUCCCUGACCUCCUGAUUUUUUUUUCUUUUCUCAAGUGUUACCUACUAAGAGAUGCCUGGGGUAAGCCGCCCAGCUACCUAAUUCCUCAGUAACAUCGAUCUAAAAUCUCCAUGGAAGCAAUAAAUUCCCUUUAAGAGA